ACUUCUAUAAACCCUAUAAAUAUAAACCCUAGCUACAUCAAACACUUUAUCUUGUAACCUUACUAUAUACUUUCUUUACAGUUUCUUGUAAGUUAUGAAGGUGACUAACGAACAAUCCUCAAGUGUGGUCAUGGAUCGAACCACCGGAGUCGCAACCGCAGCAACGAUGGCGACAAAGAUGGAGACGGUUUACGAGCGGGUGCACCACCUGGCGAACGGUAACGCGGUGGUGGUGUUCUCCGUUAGUGGUUGUUGUAUGGGCCACGUGGCCAAGCAGCUUCUUGUCGGCUUGGGUGUGGGCCCCACGGUGGUCGAAUUGGACAGAGAGGCGGCGGGAAUGGAGAUUCAUGCUUUACUUUACCGUCUCGCGGCGGGGAAAGAGCAGCAGCAGCCUAUCCCCGCCAUCUUUAUUGGUGGCAAGUUUCUCGGUGGGAUUGAGACGCUUAUUGCGUGUCAUAUCAACGGCACCCUCGUCCCUCUUCUCAAGGACGCGGGUGCUCUUUGGCUCUAGUUGACCUAUUAUUAUUAGUAAUAGUAAUGUUAUUAUCAUCAAUAACAUAGAAUAUUUAGCUAAUGAUAGUAUGUUGGCAUUAAAGGUGUAAUUUCUUUGUUUUUAAUCGUGUUAUUAACGUAGAUUUCGAUUACAAGUUUAA
Messenger RNA from Helianthus annuus (common sunflower), 653 nucleotides. Its product is annotated as glutaredoxin-C9. Lineage: Eukaryota; Viridiplantae; Streptophyta; Magnoliopsida; Asterales; Asteraceae. The transcript has a single exon. The record is from RefSeq and is a predicted model, not a curated record. The coding region runs from base 95 to 511 and encodes 138 amino acids.